This is a messenger RNA of Penicillium pulvis, 1608 nucleotides long. RefSeq lists its product as uncharacterized. Gene Ontology annotation, molecular function: carbohydrate:proton symporter activity. NCBI's taxonomy places the organism in Eukaryota, Fungi, Ascomycota, Eurotiomycetes, Eurotiales, Aspergillaceae. The record is from RefSeq and is a predicted model, not a curated record. The coding region runs from base 1 to 1608 and encodes 535 amino acids. Gene Ontology annotation, biological process: transmembrane transport; carbohydrate transport. Gene Ontology annotation, cellular component: membrane. The transcript has a single exon.
AUGCGGUGCUAUGACGAUGAAACCGAGAAAGAUGGAGGGGCUCUUUCCGCAAUGCGCAGCUCAUCCUCAAAUAAGGCACCCGGUUCAACAACCGCCAUGCUCCGCGUUGCCUUAUGGGUAUCCUUCGCGGCAUGGAUCGUCAACUUCGACAAUGGAUACACAGGCACCGUGUUAAUCAUGCCCUCAUACAAAAAGGCCUUCGGAACAUGCACCAAAUUAAUGGAUCCAAUCACCAACACAAUAGUCGAACAAUGCUCCAUUACACCCCUUCAACAAUCCCUCAUCAGUCUGAACUACAUGUUCAUCGGAAUCGGAGGUGGACUAUCAGGUCUCACAGGCCGUUUCCUCGGUCGUCGCGGCACGUUCCAAAUCGGUUGUGCACUCUCCAUAGUGGGUGCAGCUGGUAUGCUGGGAACAGGCGGAACUGGCGAUGCAAGUUUCCUCCACUACAUGAUCUGUCGGUGUAUCAGCGCAAUCGGAUUAGGUCAUUUAAUCGCCGCGAGCACAACAUACGGAUCAGAGUGUAUCGUCGCACAGAAGCGCGGGUUCGCGCUGGGAUUGUACAAUAUCGGAUUAGCUCUGGGCAACGUCAUGUCGAGUGCCGUGUGCGCGGGAUCAGCAAAGCUGGAGCCGGGGAAUAACUGGCAGUGGAAGACGCCUAUCCUUUGUCAGAUUCCGUUCGGAAUUAUUCUUGGGGCGGGGAUUUUGAUGUUUCCCGAGUCGCCUAGGUGGAUUCUUAAUAAUGAUGGAAAUGAGGAUGAAGCAAGGAAGGCAUUUGCGAUUCUUUAUCAGAUGGAUCCUUUUGCGCCGGAGAUUACAGCGCAGAUCGAGGAUGUCAAGGCUCAUAUCAAGGCUGAGAGGGCGAUUGCAAAGUCGACUUCUUGGUAUGAGAUUUAUCAGAAGAAGCAUAUUCUGAGGACUGCUGCUUCAGCACUUAUUCAGAUUGGGCUUUCUAUUACCGGGAUUCAGUUUGUGCAGCCUUACGCCACUACAUUCCUCAGGGGUGUCGGGGUCAGCAACCCGUAUCUGAUCAACGUCAUUAUCGGUGUUUGCAUCCUGGGAGGUUCAGGGAUUGGCCCCUUCGCGGUUGAAUAUGGAGGACGUCGACUCACAAUGUUGCUCGGGUACCUGGCGAUGGCAGUCUGCAUGUUGAUUCUAUCAACUGUUAGCUCGGCACUAGGUCAAGAUGACGCCUCUAAGAUCGUUGUUGUUGUGCUUCUCUGCCUCUGGUCAUUCAUCUUUGGUGGAACAAUCGCUCCAACUGCUUAUCUAGCAUCCGCAGAGAUGCACAGUGUGUCACUGCGCACUUACGGACAAGCGAAUACGACGAUCGUCUAUGGAAUCUUCUCUUUUAGUGCAACUUUCUGGACGCCAUACAUGCUUGAUGCCCAAUAUGGCAACAUGGGGGCGAAUGUGGGAUAUUUCUACGCAGGUGUGACAGUUGUCAUUGCCGCUUUGAUAUUCCUGCUCGUUCCAGAGACUGCCAGUCUCACUCUGGAACAGAUUGAUAAUGUCUUCGACUCGAAGAUUUCAGCAUGGAAGACCUCUGUGGCAGGCAAUAGGAAGAUUGCUAAGAGCAGAGCACUGGUUUUGCAAUCUGCAGAAUAG